Molecule: messenger RNA, 611 nt
Organism: Ipomoea nil (Japanese morning glory)
Lineage: Eukaryota; Viridiplantae; Streptophyta; Magnoliopsida; Solanales; Convolvulaceae
Exons: 3
Coding region: 22-393 (123 amino acids)
Source: RefSeq, a predicted model, not a curated record
GAUUCAAGGCCAAAACAAGAGAUGGAGAGACAUUCAAUCAAGCUGCUGCUCUUACUAGCCUUUUUCAUGGUUGCAUCUUUGUUGCCAUCAAUUAUGAUGGCACAGGUAAGUGUAGGACCAAACAAGAAGCAAUUGUUUAUGACUGGGCAGCUUUGCAAGUCUCAUGAUGACUGCAAAGCCAAUAGUGUAUACUCAACCAACUUCUGCAUCAACGAAAUCUCUGGAUCUGAAAUCGGUCAUUGUGUUGGAUUUGACUCCACUUUGGAAAUGGUGGUGAAGAAAAGCAAGGCAAAGGAGGGUGGUUGUGGGAAGUGUGAAACCGACGACGAUUGCAAGAAUUGUCCAGCAGCAGCUAGUUGCGAGAAAUAUAUUAUGAACGGCACUUGUGUGUGAUCUUGUUCUGCUCGAUAUUAAAGAUUUGCUACGUUCAACUUUAUGUGUAACUAUCUCUUAUGUUUAAUCGCAUUAAAGAUUUGCUACGUUCAACUUUAUGUGUAACUAUCUCUUAUGUUUAAUCGCACUGCGAAUACAGCUGCCCAUAGUUUAGCUAGGGAAGCUUGUUCUAUGUCUGUGCGUCAAGAGUGGACGUCUUCCCCUCCUUUUAUUGUCAA